Cygnus atratus (black swan) is the source of this 7265-nucleotide messenger RNA. RefSeq names its product ubiquitin domain containing 2 (gene UBTD2). Gene Ontology annotation, molecular function: protein binding. NCBI's taxonomy places the organism in Eukaryota, Metazoa, Chordata, Aves, Anseriformes, Anatidae. The record is from RefSeq and is a predicted model, not a curated record. The coding region runs from base 308 to 880 and encodes 190 amino acids. The transcript is spliced from 3 exons.
GCGUUGGGCCUGCAGCCCCCAGUCAGCAUGCGACCGGUCCGUAAGUCUCCUUCUGAGAUCUGUGCUGCCAAGCCCUCCCCACCCUGGUGGAUUAGGUGCCCGUGGAGAUGUUUCCAAUGCAUGCUUUGGCCAAAUUUGGAUGUGUUCUCUGAGAAGAGCAGCAAAAUUCUUAUGCUACAAGCAUAUGCUUCUGUUUCAAAAGAAAAGGAAGAAAUUCGCUGCGGAGCAUUUGCAUGGAUUUUAACUUGCUCUUGGUCGGAAUCAACCCUUGAAAAAAGAGAAACCGAAAUGGAAAAGUGAUUACCCCAUGACAGACGGACAGUUGCGCAGUAAGAGAGACGAGUUUUGGGACACGGCACCAGCUUUCGAAGGCCGCAAGGAGAUUUGGGAUGCCCUCAAGGCUGCUGCACACGCUUUCGAGAGCAAUGAUCAUGAACUGGCGCAAGCAAUCAUUGAUGGUGCAAACAUAACACUACCACAUGGUGCUCUUACAGAGUGUUACGAUGAACUGGGCAACCGGUACCAGCUCCCCGUCUACUGCCUCGCGCCCCCCAUCAACAUGAUCGAGGAGAAGGGCGACCUGGAGACUCUGGAUAUCCCUGACCCGCCGCCUAACUCGGGGCACGAAUGCCAGCUUCGUUUGCGCCUGUCCACAGGCAAAGACCUCAAACUGAUGGUCCGCAGCAUGGACACGGUGUACCACAUGAAGAGGCGGCUGCAUGCGGUGGAGGGAGUGGAGCCUGGCAGCCAGCGCUGGUUCUUCUCGGGCAGGCCGCUCGCAGACAAAAUGAAACUGGAGGAGCUGAAAAUCCCAAAGGACUACGUGGUGCAAGUCAUCGUGAGCCAGCCCUUAGCGAACCCCACCCCGGUGGAAAACUGAUUUCUGCUUGUUUAUUGAUUCUUCUUUCCUCCGUCUCUGUCAUGGGAUUGGUUUUCACUGCCCUCUCUUCUUUCGGUUUGUCCUGCUAAUGGAUUGGUUCCAAGAAAUGACCAGCAAAAAUUCCAUCUGUGAUGGAGAUCUGCAAAAACAAAACAUAAAAAUGUAAACUGGCCUUUGGGGUUUGCCUGAUCUCAUAUUUAACACAACAGCAAGCAGCACAGGGCAAGGGCAAAGAAAGGAGUGGGGAGGGGAAGGGAAAAGGGGGGACACGCAAAGAGGGUGGGAAGAGGUGGUCUUUCACUUAAACAAUACAAAUAUGUAAUGAUUCUUAAAACUGUAAGUGGUGUCCUGAUCUACAGAGCAGGAGUAACAGAGAGCACUUUUAUUAAAAAAAAAAAAUAAAAUAUGAAAAUCAAUAUUUCAUAUCAGCACCACCUGCAGUUCAUGCAAGACUUGCAGCUGCUCUGAGUAGGAGCUGUGCUGCGUGUCCAUGGGGAUUGUGUGUGGUUUGACCUAACUUGUGUGCUUCGUCCGGGUGCUGCCGAGGCACCGCGAGCCCUGGGCGGAGGACCUGGGCUGGGGGCUCGGUCCCUGCCCCACGUGGGUGGCUCCUGGCGAUGCUCAGACCAAGCAAUUGUACAUUCCAAGGUGGCAACGCAGUCCUGUGCCAUUGCUGGCUCCAGCGCUGGGGACGCAGCCUGCUGGAGCCUUAGGCAAUAACUUCGUAAAUGUAUAAUUUCGUGUACUGUACUGUAAACACGCUACAAGACUGACUUAGCCUGAAGUUUACAGGCUGACUGGCACCUGAGUACGUGCCUGCUGAAUUACUGUAUGUCACUCAGAUCAUUAAAACAAGCAUUGAACAAGCUAGCUAAGGUGGGUGAUGCACUGGUCUGCGAUUAAGGAUUAGGUGCGUGACCUUUGUCAAGUGGCACUGGUGUGCUCGCUGUAAUAGGUCCAGGUUAAACUGCAGUUUUACCCAAAUGUAACGGAUUGCAACUUCCCCUGCUCGGUUCCUAGAGGGCACAAAGUGUGGAAAUAGGUGGAGAAAUGAGCACACAAAUUUCAGCUUUUCCUCUGAGUGUCAUUUGCAGCAGCAGUCUGUCUGUCUAGAUCUGAUGAUCCUGUAGCCAGGACAAUUGGAGGUAUCCUCACCAACGCACGCUGGCAGCCCAGAGCAUGGUCAUGGUGUUCAAUAACCAGGGCUUUUUCCUUCAGAGUGUAAGAGCAGCCCUUUUGGCACACAAGAAAUCCUUUUCUAGUCUCAAAAAUCUGAAUCAGAUGAGCAUAUCUGUGGGGGAAACAACUUGAUGGUUACCUUGGUUAGAGAUGCGCUCUGUUCCUUGGCUGCUCUGUGCCCUUGUCUGGCAAUGCCUUUGGAUGAGAUCAAAUUCCCUGUUCCCUUUUAAACUUGAUUGCUGGUUGGCUUGUUUUUUCAGCCAUUACUGAAAUUACUUUAUUUCUUCCAAAGGCUAAUAUGCUGGUCAGGCUAAUCCUUUUUACUGGUUUCUGUCUUCCCUCUCUGAGUCUAGGGUCUAAACCUACAAUUGUCCCAACUCUUAGUCAUCUGCUAGUGAAGCUGUUGGGUUAGGAUUGACAAUUUUAAACUUGUUACUGCUUCAUUAAUGCUGUAGAACUCCUGUUCCUCAGAAUCUAAUGGAGUUUCGUGCUCCACAGGCAUCAGUGUAGAGCCAGAAUGAGCGAAGGUCACGCGUGCAAUGUUGCAAGUCUUUCCCAACAGAUGGAAGCAGAUGUGAAAUUUACAUUGAUAUUGGUGCAGCCAACUUCCACCUCUUGGAAAACAGAUCCACAUUCUCUGUGCAUUUCCCACUCUACCCCAAAUAAAUAUAGCUUUCAUUUUCACCCCUGUGUUGUAUGCGGAGAUUUCCUGACAGUUCCUUAAACCCCAGUUCUGUACAGGAUGACUGAAGGGUAGGGGCAGAGGUGUGUAAAGGAAAAUUAGUUCUCUGUUCUCAUAAACACCCAAGUGACUUGGUUUUCUUUUUUCUUUUUAAAGAUGAAAUCAAAGCUGAUCAAUAAUCUAGAACAAAAGUUUUGUUUUUUUUUUUUAAGACAAAUAUGAUUUAAUAUACUGGGGUUUUGCAGCCAGAUCUUUUUGCAUUCCAGAGGGAAAAAUAUUUAUUUGAUAUGUGAACAACUCAAAAAUCUCCUGGAUUUUCAGUGGUCAAAGGAUGGUUUUGUGCCAGGAAGACACUACUUGUCUCAUAAGGCAUAAUUUACAUCUUCAUGUAAAUGGUCUUUGCAAUGUCAUUACCUUCCAGCCCUUUCUGGAAAGGGGGGUGUGGGAUGGGCAGAAUUGUGAUAGCUGAUUGAGAAAGAGCAAAGCUGAAACCGGGAUGACAAUUCUGCAACUGCAAACACUAAAACACUAAUAUUUUUUUGUAGAUUGCGUUUUGGAGAUUUUUUUUUUCCUUUUGUUCAGGCAGUUGUUACCAUGUCCUGGUUUUGAGAUUACAGCAUGUAGGAGCUGGGAGAGCUCCUUUUCCUUCCUUCCCCUCUCAGAAAAGCAUCGGUCCUGUUAUGUUGUAACAGAUUACCAUGUUUUAUAUCAACUGUUGUUAUGGCGGGGAGCAAGGCAAUGAUCUGAAGGCUAUGUCAUGAGUGGGCUUUGAGUAGAACAGAGAACUCGUUUAUGAAGGUGCACUGUUCUCUAAUAACCUCUCUCAUCUUCUGUCCAGUAAGUACAUAGUUAAACCUGAAAUAAAUGGUAAAAUGCUUUUACAGGUGGAAGUGAAGACGAUUUUAAUUUCUUCUUUAUAAAAUGGCAGAUGUGCUAGGCACGUACCCUACUGGAACCGAAUUUUGCAAGAUUUGUAUUAGGAAAGAAUUCUAAGUUUCCAAAGUGUAUCUAUAUAUAUUAUAAAAAAAUCAGUAAUGAAAGCAUACAGCAUGUUGACUGACAUAUCCCUUGUACAUACCUAGAGGUUGCAGUAUGCAUCGAAAGCAGUCAUUGCUGUCUCUGUGAAAUUCCUUGUCCUCUGAGGUUGUCUUCAGUGCAAGUGCAGGGGACCAGGUUUGGGCUCCUGCAGGACUCGUGACCAUUCCCGGAGCAGGGAGGAAGGGAGGGAGGCUUAAGUGCAGAGCAGAGGAGGCACGGCUGAAGCAAGACUAACGAAGUACUAAAAUGCCAUUUAGCUUACAGGACCAGGUGCAGGUCUGCAUGUGGCUGCUCACAUGGGGAGGACAGAGAAAAGCCUGCUGGUGGUGCUGCACCUUUACUCUGUAGCAUGGGCAUAUGUUGAGGGGUAAGCUCGGUGCUGCUGGCAGCCUGGCCUGUGCUGGUUUUUGGCAGGCUGGUUGGUGUGGUGUCCUGAGCAGAACUGAAGUAACACAGCGGAUUUGUAGCGCACGCAGCCAUGAACAGCAAUGCCAAGCGCUGACGAGAGGAGUAAUAGGAUUUUAUUUGUUUUGUUUUGUUAGACCCGUCAGACCUCUGUGUCAUUCCUGAUUAAUUCUGGCCACGAACUGAUGCCAGUAGAGUACAUUUUUUGCCACGUCAAUGACAGGUCUGUUUGACAUGCUUCAAAUUUUCAUACUAUGUUGUUGCUUCUGCCUGACCCAGAAGUAGUAAACCAGUGAAAGCCCAUGCUCCUGCACAGCCUGAGAGGCAGAGAGGUGUGAACACUGCAGAGUCUGCUGGGGAGCUCCAGGAAAGCCUCGGAUGCUGUAGGUACGUUGCAAAAAGAUGCUUCAGGUCAUCCUCCACAGUCAAGUGACAGCACUCCUGCAGAACAUCCAGCACCCAAAAGCUUGAUUCACUACGUUGGCUUUUUGUGCUCUUCUGUUUGUUAGUGUUUUCUGCAGAAAACAUAGCUGGGAAUAGCUGCUCUGUGAAACCUCUUUUUAGUUUUCUGAAAGCCUUUUCUUCUCUAGAGCUCGGAAAACUAACUGAUGUGAAUCAUCAGUAUAACGAGUUGGUUUCUCUGUUGUGUUUUUUUUGUUAGUUUUUGUUUUGUUUUGUUUUUAAAUAGCCACACAAAUGCUAAAAGCAGCAACAACAAAACUAAAAAAAGAAAACUCAUUCCAGGAGCAACCAGACAAAACCACAGCACCUCUUUGCCUUUCACAGAAAACUCACAAGUUGGGGAGGAGAGGAGAGGGAUCCAUUGAUGCAACAAGGCAACACGUGCCAUGUGCAUAACACUUAGUAAACCAGGUGGCCAACUGAUAAAAUAUUGCUGUAGUAUGACAUGCUUCUGCAUAUAUAUCUAUUGUUAGUAAAUAAUAUAAAAACUUCAAAAAUGCUAUUAAAAAUCUUAGUUUGUUACAAUGGUGGGAUGCUUUUAGCCAUGGAGUUUUGAAAGCAUUUUAGCUGUGUAAGUGUUGACGAACUGAAUGCUGUACAUUUCUCCAUUUCUAUCUUCUUCAGAAACACAAGUGGUAGCUACAUUUCUGACUCUUGAUCUGUAUUUUACAAACUUUUUUAUGUCACUGUAAAUACGUUCAAGACCCUGCACCUUAUGCAGAGAAUGUUUACGGUUUUUUAAGAAAAAAGAUUUUUGGCUUUUUCAGUAAGCUGCUCAGACCUUGUUAUGUUGAAAUAAAAGCAGUCUCUGUUAGAAAGGGGCUUUUUUUCUUUGCCCUUGACCACUUCCUCCGUACGUCAGGCUCCCUCCUGGUUGAUGGCUGGCAGCUCCUGGAUGGCUCGCACCCUUUUGGAAUAGAGCGUAGAGGUACUUUGAGAAAGGAGUUUUUGAAAACUUGUUUUGGGUGGGUGGGGGUGAGCUUUGUAUGCUCUGCAACAACAUAAUGUACGCUCUGCAACAACAAAACCUUCCAACCCCCUAGAUGUUGGUGGUCUGCCUUGCAAGCUCUAGGAAGUCUUUGCGUUAAACUUUUCAGCAGCUGUGCUUCUGUCUUCUCCCAAAGAAGAUGAAUGUCCUACUAUUAUAUCUGCAGCUACAAACACUUUUGUUGGUUAAUGACUGUAUAUACAAGUCUGCCUGCUUUAAGACUUUCAUUUUCAUCAAGUGUUUUUGAUUGUUCUGCUCUGCAAACGGCUCUCCUCUUCCAUAUUUCAUUUAGAUACUCCGUAGCCGCAUGUGUGUUGCUCUUGUUCCUAGGAGAUGGAGCUAUAGCUCUCCUUCCACGGGAGACAUAUACAUGCCACCGAGCCUCCAAAAUUCAAAUAGUUGGAAGAAGAGAUGUGUUAACCAGCGGGCUUCUUUCUGUGGACUUGGAAACUUUUAAUAAACGUGUCGACUGGACUCUCCAUGAAGAAGUAUGUUUCUGUCCUUCAAGCAGGACCACUUGUUGGGUAUUUAUCCGGUAGAACUCUGUAUUUGUAUAUUUUACAGACGAUGACCAUUUGAUCAGAGCCAUGGGGCAAACAGAGAACUUAAAAUCCUGACUCCUGCCUUAAAACUCGUAGUUCAUCUUGAGCUCCAAAAAUUCUGCACCUGCUUGUUUCAAAGUCCCUUUUUCCUUAGGAAAUUUGAAUCCAGUUAAAGGCUGGAGACGAUUUAAGGAAAUUUAAAUCAAAUUAAAUUUUAGCUGAUGUCUUUAUUAAAAUAACUAACUGGUCUUGUAUUAAAAACUCUGUUUGUGCCUCUCAAGUCCAGGGAAUGUUUAAAAAGUGGAGGUGGCUUUUGAGCAAUGAUUGAAAUUACUGCGUUAGCUGGAGAUUUGUAAGCCACUUGCUUUCAUAUGUUCUGAGCAAGAGACUUAGGUUUGUGUCCUCUCUGCCUCAUGGUAAUGGCUUUCAAAGAUGGCUGGUACCAUCAAAUUUGUACUUCUUGAAUAAAUAUCUUCAUUUUUAUGGUAAAAACCUUUUGUACGCAGUUUGUUUGUGUGUGCCACGUAACAAAGAAACAUUCAUGUUGCGUAGGAUACAGUGCUAGAUUUGGUACUGACACAAAAAAUACACAGCUCCAGCACACAGUGAAACAAGGACGAGGGAAUCCCAGUGACGUGAUCGUUUUUUCCCCCCCCGUAACUUUUAUAAAAUCUUUUAGAAUCAAAUAUACAACUGUGUAAGACAUGGCUUUUAACUUUUUCCCCCCUUCCUGGCUCAUUCAGCCAAUGAAGAGUUCUAGGCCUAUAUAAAGAUGCUGUGAACAUCAGGUAACUUUUAAAAUGCAUUCUGUAUUUUUACGUUGUACCUCUGUUUCUUGGCUGACAUAUCGCAGUAGUGUGUGCACAUAUUUUUAAUCAACUGCAAAGCACAAGUAGGUUGUCUUUAGACUGUUAAAUUAUUUGAUUUUUUUUAACCUAGGGAAGAUCUUUUACCGUUAAGAGCAAACCGUCAUGAUCUUCUAUGAGUUGGAAAUGCUGUACAAAAUCUCCUGUAUUUAAAACAAUAAAAAAAAAGUUUCUUUUUUCCUGCCUUUAAAAAUAAAAGUAAUACUGGAAAUGCCAUGUCUUA